AUGGCGGCUGAUUCCACGGACAGGGGUAUCAGGCAGUCACCUGCUCUCAGCGCCGCUCGUGUCGACCCCCGAGUCCAUCUCAAUCGCGCCCACGCCGUUGUCUACUCCGGCGCCGUCCUGGCCCUUCUCUACCACCGCGCCGUCUCGCUCCUCUCCUCUACCAGUCUCCUCUCCUUCUUCCUGUUCCUCACCAUCACCGUGGCCGAGCUGGUUCUCGCUUUUAUGUGGGCUCUCUCCCAGGUCUUCAGGUGGCGCCCCCUCAGCCGGAAGGAGUUCCCGGAGCGCUUGCCUGAGGUAGUGGAUCCCAAGGACUGGCCGGGGCUGGACGUGUUCGUCUGCACCGCCGAUCCGCACCGGGAGCCGCCAAUGGGCCUCGUGAACACCGUCCUCUCGGCGAUGGGCUUCGACUACCCGGCAGAGAAGUUGUCGGUGUACGUCUCGGACGAUGGGGGCUCCCAGUUGACUUUGCUCGCUCUCGUGGAGGCUGCUCGGUUCGCCAGGCACUGGCUUCCCUUCUGCAGGGAGCGCCGGCUUGUUGACCGCUCGCCUGAGGCCUACUUCCGGAACACAGACAGAGAUUACUCGGAUGGUAUCAAGGUGACCCCAAAUACUAUCGCGUAUACAGCAUAGAAGAAUUUCUUGCUCAGCCAAUGGCCGCAUAUCCCGAAAGUUCAUCCCACUUGCUGCGUUCGCCUCAAGGAAUGUAUAUCUGAAUGAGCCUGGUGGACAAAGAGUGGGGUAGUUUAUUAUCGAAAGAGGGAACUGAAGGCUAUCGAGGCAGUCGAUUCCCUCAAAUUUUUGUUUUUUGUUUUUUUUUGUCAGGCGAUGUACGAAAGGAUGAAAGAGAAGGUGGAGGGCGUGGUGGAGAGAGGUCGGGUAAUCGAUGAAGAUUUGCCGGAGGCAGACCGAGAGGUGUUCGGAAGAUGGACCUCCAGCUUCACCCGCCACGACCACCCCUCAGUGAUUCAGGUGCUCCAUUGCUUCCCUCUUACCUGUGCUAGCUUUGGAUCGCUUCUCUCACAGUUCCUUGGACUUUUCCUGGCCAAUUUCCUCAGUUUGAUCUAAAGAAGAGCUCAUUUUCUCGGAGUCGGGGCAGGUUCUGCUAGAGAGCAGGAAAGACUUGGACACCACGGGGGCUGCAUUGCCAAAUCUCGUCUAUGUCUCUCGAGAGAAGAAUAGAGCUUUCCACCAUAAUUUCAAGGCCGGCGCCCUGAACGCUCUGGUAAGCGACCGUCUUCACCAAGCUAAGCAGCAUAUCUUCCGGUUACCAUUCACUGGAUCCUCACGCUGGUUCCUGUUGCAGGUGAGAGUCUCAGGCAUCAUGUCGAACGGACAUGUGGUUCUCACCUUGGAUUGUGACAUGUUCUCCAACGAUCCUCAAACAGCACAAAGAGCGCUCUGCUACCUGCUGGACCCUGCGAUGGUCACGAAGCUCGCCUACGUGCAGUUUCCGCAGCGCUUCCGAGGGAUCGACGAGAACGACAUCUAUGCUAAUGAGCACAAACGCUUCUCCCAUAUCCACCCGACGGGGAUGAACGGAUUCAGGGGUCCGAUGUACCUCGGAACCGGAUGCUUCUUCUCCCGCCGUGCUCUGCAUGAGUUGCCUUCUCCACUGUGUUCUAGCACAGAUGACGACGAUGGGCUUGCUGACGGGGGGGGUUCUUCUUCCGCCUUCUCUGAGGAGGCCAUAAAAAUGGCGCACGAAGUCGCGAGCUGCCGCUUCGACCACGCGACAGGAUGGGGAUCCACGGUAAUGUUCCUCUCUCUUUCCUAUCCAACAAUAGUCAUCGAGUCUUCUGUGCAAAGCGGAGAAGGAAACCAUUGAACCUCCAUCCAAAUCGAACCUGCAGAUGGGAUUUCGCUACGGGUCCAUCGUUGAGGAUUUCAACACCGGGUACGAAUUGCACUGCGAGGGAUGGGAAUCUGUCUUCUGCCACCCACAGCGGGCGGCCUUCUUGGGGGAGAUGCCGAUCAAUAUCAAUAACGUCCUCAACCAGCUGAAGAGAUGGUGCGUUGGGUUCCUAGAGGUGGCCUUCUCCAAGCAUUCCCCCGUCGUCUACGGCAUCAGGAAGGCCUCCUUGCCCAUGGGCAUGUGCUAUUCAAUGAUAUCAUUAUGGGGUAUCUGGUGUUUCCCCAUCAUGGUGUACUCCGUUCUUCCUCAGAUGGCUCUUGCCCAUCAGAUCCCCCUCUUUCCGAAGGUACAUCUCCAUGCCGCCGCCCGGUAAAAUUGUUUCCCCUCGGCAUGCUGCUGAUAAUCUGGGUUGGCAUUCAUGGCAGGCAUUGGAUCCAUGGUUCUGGCUAUACGCCUACCUCUUCUCGGCUGCGUACGGUCAAGAACUCGUUGACUUCCUCAUGGCUGGAGGGACCAUCCGGAGGUGGUGGAAUGAUCAGAGAAUGUGGAUGCUCCGGGGGGCCACGUCUCACCUGUUCGGAGUGAUUGAGUUCUCGCUCAAACAGAUCGGCUCCCCAGCUCCCGGAUUCAACCUGACGAGCAAAGUCGUGGAUGACCAGCAGAGCGCGAGGUAUAAGAGAGGGGUCUUCGACUUCGGGGCUGAAUCUCCCUUCUCCGUCUCGCUGGGCACAGUAAGCAUGGUCAACCUGAGCUGCUUCGUCGUGGGGCUCGCGAGAGCCAUUGGGCAACGGGACGUAGAGAGGAUGACCUCACAGCUUCUCAUAUCUGGGUUCGUGAUGGCGAAUUACUGGCCCGUGUACGAGGCCAUGUUCUUGAGGAGGGACAGCGGGAAGAUCCCGGGGAAGAUCAUCACGAUCUCUGCGUUGCUGGCAGGGGCUCUCCACGGCGUCGGCUUCCUCGUAUUGGGGGCGUAG
Molecule: messenger RNA, 2826 nt
Organism: Spirodela intermedia
Lineage: Eukaryota; Viridiplantae; Streptophyta; Magnoliopsida; Alismatales; Araceae
Source: the annotation of a GenBank genome assembly